Messenger RNA from Episyrphus balteatus (marmalade hoverfly), 735 nucleotides. RefSeq lists its product as uncharacterized. The record is from RefSeq and is a predicted model, not a curated record. Lineage: Eukaryota; Metazoa; Arthropoda; Insecta; Diptera; Syrphidae. Bases 177 to 698 code for a protein of 173 amino acids. The transcript is spliced from 2 exons.
ACGACAUUUCCGGUCAAACAAAACUGAAAGCUUUUCUUGUCUUCCCGCGGAGUCUUAUCAGCUUCCUUCAAAAUUCAAUUUCAAUUCAAAAUUCCAAAACUAUGUCCCUGUCUUAAACAAAUCUCCAACAAUUACACACCGACAUCCUAAAUUACCUUACCAAACGGAGUCGAACAAUGUCAUGCCACAAAUUACACAUUUGGAAUGAAUUCACAACCCAAUACCAUCACCAAUAUGCCGAUUUUACUCGAGAAUAUUUGAAUAUAUUGCGAGAAUAUUUUCUCCCAAAAGUUUCCACUUACCAUUUGACAUUAAUCCAAAGAAGAAAAAUUGAAAUCUUUGCAAAUCAUAAUGGUUUCAUGAGAACCGAAAAUGGUUUCCAAGAACAGCCUCCGUUGACUCAUCUUCCAAUAGAAGAAAUUCACUUUUGUACUAGCAAAGAAGAAGCUCAGAUAAAAGGAUUAGCUUGCGUUCUCGAAGAACCAGUGUCAAUUCCUACUCCCGAUCAAAAAAUAAGAGUCUGGUUAUCGGCGGUGAACUCAACAGAUUAUGAAUUAGCCUUGAACCGUUUUCUACCAAACCGGGAACUCAAAUCAAGACUGACACAAUCCCACAUUGACUUCAAAACGACGGGGAACUAUCCCCCAAACUCCGACGAUAGCCCAAAAAAUCAUCGCCUUCCAAACCGACUCCCAUGAACUAUCAGCCCACUUAAAUAAAUUUUAGAAAAAUAAA